Molecule: messenger RNA, 9359 nt
Organism: Oncorhynchus gorbuscha (pink salmon)
Lineage: Eukaryota; Metazoa; Chordata; Actinopteri; Salmoniformes; Salmonidae
Product: AMME syndrome candidate gene 1 protein-like
Exons: 7
Coding region: 1340-2314 (324 amino acids)
Source: RefSeq, a predicted model, not a curated record
ACCUGCAACAAGAGGGCGGACGGCACAUUUUACGACUGCAACGAAAAGGAUUUGAAGGGAUGGAUGUUUGCUUUCUCUAAGUGAAGUCGGAUACAAAUUGUCUAAAGGAGCACAAUUAGUAAAUGAGAAAUUGCAAUCGAACAUCGGCAUCCUCACGCGGUUGAGGCCAAGUUGAUUAGGAACUGAGGAUAGCACAAGCAGCAUUUUUUUCUGCGUAAUUCGCAGCAAGAAUUCAGAUUUGACACGGACAGCAUAUGGUGAGACUACGCAUUAUGCGUAGGAAUCGAUCGCAAAACAUUUCCUGGAUCCUAUUUCGGCGUUGGGAAGGUAAAUACUGUCAGUGACUACAGAUGAUCACAGGUCCCCCCCUCCCCAACAGCACAGAGGCUAUCAGGCAAAUGGUAGCCGCUGUGAGUCGGGCGAAGAGCGAGAGACCAAACCCGGAGGAUUUCGGACAGAUGGAAUAGAAAGAAUGCUGCUCUCUCAAAAUGCAUCACAGUAGAUGGAUAAACUGACCAAAUAAAUAUACAGCAAACUUUCAGCGCUGAUUAUGACGCUGGGGUUUAAAUGAUAUGUUUUAAACUGACCGAGAACUGACAAAAUGCAUGUGCAAACUGAUCAGCUGGAUUGUUGAAAUGACUUGGUUGGCGCUGACGCUGUCUGAUGGCUCAAACUGCAUAAUAGCCAAAUGGCAUUUUAUUUUGCGUCGACUUGACGUUUAGAUCUCCAAUAUUGGAUCAGUUGUCUAGCUAAAAGUUCGGAUGAAAGUAAACAACUGGUGCAAUGUUAAACUACAUGGUCCGGAGCGUAAUGUACUGUUCGUGCUGAAGCGUAUGGGUCCUGCGUACUCAAGCUCCCGACUCCCACACAAAAAGGAUUGUCUCUGUUGCGGGGGGUGCAGUGCAGUAGCUGUCACAGCUCCACAUCUGGCUACUGACUGGAUAGUUAACUAGCUAGCUAGCUAGCUAACUGUUUUUCCUCUUGGGAAGCUAGUGAGGUUGAAUGGGUUUCUGCAUCAUUCGAGAGAAAGAUUGCUUUGUGAAAUCACCUCGGUGGUUAUCGUGUUCCGAAGGGACCUGUAUUUUGGACAAUAUCUGAGAUCAAUCGAACAGUUUGAAGUGAUUCACGGCUGUCUUCUUAGCGAAAACACAUAAGGACUUGCGUAAGUCACGUAUUUUUAAAGGCAAAGAUAGGGUGACAUUGCAGUCUCAUCAUAUUGGAUAUAACGUCGCCCGACAAAAAAAAAGUGAAAGUGGGGCAUUGUCCGUCACACGUAUUAACGCAGUGGGAUUUGUACGUCUGGUCGGCGUUCCCCCCCACCCUUCCCUUGUUGACGGUGAUGGGUCGGAAGCGGUGUGUCGGUGCAGAUUGUUCCAAGAUGGCGGCCGGGUGCUGCGGGGUGAAGAAGCAGAAGCUGUCGGGAUCCCCCGGGUCGGGGGGUCCUGGCGGGGUGGGGGCGGGAAACGGAGUGGCAGGGACCGGACAUUGUGGAUCGGACUUGGGGAUUGGUUCCUCCUCGACUGUGGCGGCAGGGAACAUGAAUCGAGUGAACGGCCUGGGGUGUCCUGGGGGUAGUAGUAGUAGCACCAACGCGUUGUCCCCAACCCCGGGAGGCUACAACUCAACUGGCCUCUCCCCGAAUCUAAGCCCGGGAUCUGGUUCGGGAAGUGGAGGCAGGAAGAUGGUUGUUUCGGCGGAGAUGUGCUGCUUCUGUUUCGACGUGCUUUAUUGCCAUCUGUAUGGAUACCAACCUCCCCGAACACCUAGGUUUACAAACGAUUCCUACCCGCUGUUUGUCACAUGGAAAAUAGGCAGAGACAAGCGGUUGAGGGGAUGUAUAGGUACAUUUUCUGCCAUGAACCUCCACCCAGGACUCAGGGAGUACACCCUUACCAGUGCCCUUAAAGACAGCCGCUUUCCCCCCGUGACGAGGGACGAGCUGCCACGCCUCUUCUGCUCGGUGUCUCUGCUCACCAACUUCGAGGACGUCGGUGAUUACCUUGACUGGGAGGUGGGUGUUCAUGGCAUUAGGAUAGAGUUUUUCAAUGAAAAAGGAUCAAAGCGUACCGCCACCUACCUACCAGAGGUCGCAAAAGAGCAAGGAUGGGACCACAUUCAGACCAUAGAUUCCUUACUACGAAAGGGAGGCUACAAAGCUCCCAUCACAAAUGACUUCAGGAAGACCAUUAAGUUGACCAGGUACCGUAGCGAGAAGAUGACAAUGAGCUAUGCUGAGUACAUUGCCCACCGCCAGCACCAUCACUACCAGAAUGGCACCGGGCACCCUCUACCCCCAUACAACCAUUAUUCCUGACAGCGAGCCGCAUGACCAAUCACUGGACCUCUCUGCGGACCUUUUCCCAGGAGAGCCCGCCCCCUCCUGGUCUAGUUAUCUCUACUACUGUACCAUUUUAUGAUGAUAGUUUCCGUUGCCAUGCUGACGCUCUCCCAGACGUUGACGUGGCAACGGGUGGCAAAAUGAGCAUCAAUUGAUAAUGAUGAGAAAAAACAAAAAUCUUUUAUUUUUAUCCUCCUAUUGAUUUAGUUUUUGCAGCAUAUAUAUCAAUAUAACCCCUUUAGUUUUUAUUUUUGUUCACAAAUACUCAAUUUUCCUAAAUGUAUUAUUUUCAAACAAUCCUAAUCAGGCUUUUGAUUCUGUGGAUGGAAGCAAGUCAUAUAUAUGGUGAAUUCGUAAUGCAUAAAGGUAUAGGCUCAUAUUUUGUGUAGGCUUAGCUACAGUGUCCCAUCUAUUAGGGAAAUGUUUUUCUUUGUCUGUUGAAUCCUUUCUUAGUAGCCAGCUUGGCAUUAUGUGUGUCAUGUGGCAAGCCAACAGCCGUUCUGGAAGACUCAAUCUUUUCCUCAAUUUUGCGAUUCUUCUCAAGGAAUGGACUUAGGUUGGUUUGGCCUUUGUAACUCGUUGUAGUGCUGUAGAUUGUAGGGUUGUGAUGGCACGCCACUAGUAUUUGCUGGUCUUUUUUAUUACAUUACCCCACACGUGUUUGCUUUGAUGUGUGUGGUUAGAAGUUUGUUGUUAAGUUCACAUUCCGACAGGAGAUUGAAAGCGCUAUAUUAAAUCAUGAAUAGGAUCAUGACAAAAUAUUUGACAGAGAUGUUCAUUUCCACCCCUGAGUGUUCAUAGUGUUUUGUAAUGAAACCUGCAAAACUUGAAUUGAAUUUGUACGGCUCCAGAUCAGAUAUUUUCACCCGCUCUUCUUUCCAACUUGAGAAACGUAUGGAGGAAGCCAUUUUAGCUGCAUUAAAGGAGGUUGUCUCUGUCCCUUGUCUCUGUGAAGCAGGCCGCUAGUGAAAGUGAUCCACGGGGCUGGAGGUUGUGAUAGGGUUGGCUGGAGGUUGUGAUAGGGUUGGAGAGUUGACUGGAGGUUGUGUUAGGGUUGGAGAGUUGACUGGAGGUUGUGAUAGGGUUGGAGAGUUGGCUGGAGGUUGUGAUAGGGUUGGAGAGUUGGCUGGAGGUUGUGAUAGGGUUGGAGAGUUGGCUGGAGGUUGUGAUAGGGUUGGAGAGUUGGCUGGAGGUUGUGAUAGGGUUGGAGAGUUGGCUGGAGGUUGUGAUAGGGUUGGAGAGUUGGCUGGAGGUUGUGAUAGGGUUGGAGAGUUGGCUGCAGAGCUGGAGGUUGUGAUAGGGUUGGAGAGUUGGCUGCAGAGCUGGAGGUUGUGAUAGGGUUGGAGAGUUGGCUGGAGGUUGUGAUAGGGUUGGAGAGUUGUCUGGAGGUUGUGAUAGGGUUGGAGAGUUGGCUGGAGGUUGUGAUAGGGUUGGAGAGUUGGCUGGAGGUUGUGAUAGGGUUGGAGAGUAGGCUGGAGGUUGUGAUAGGGUUGGAGAGUUGGCUGCAGAGCUGGAGGUUGUGAUAGGGUUGGAUAGUUGGCUGCAGAGCUGGAGGUUGUGAUAGGGUUGGAGAGUAGGCUGGAGGUUGUGAUAGGGUUGGAGAGUAGGCUGGAGGUUGUGAUAGGGUUGGAGAGUAGGCUGGAGGUUGUGAUAGGGUUGGAGAGUUGGCUGCAGAGCUGGAGGUUGUGAUAGGGUUGGAUAGUUGGCUGCAGAGCUGGAGGUUGUGAUAGGGUUGGAGAGUUGGCUGGAGGUUGUGAUAGGGUUGGAGAGUUGGCUGGAGGUUGUGUUAGGGUUGGAGAGUUGGCUGGAGGUUGUGAUAGGGUUGGAGAGUUGGCUGGAGGUUGUGAUAGGGUUGGAGAGUUGGCUGCAGAGCUGGAGGUUGUGAUAGGGUUGGAGAGUUGGCUGGAGGUUGUGAUAGGGUUGGAGAGUUGGCUGGAGGUUGUGAUAGGGUUGGAGAGUUGACUGCAGAGCGCAUUGUCCUCUCAUUCAUUGUUCUCUGAGAAAAAUACCUUCAUCCUGUUAUUUCAUGCUAGUUGGUUUGAGAGGAAAAAACAAUGAGGGAGACUUGAGUCUAGUGACAGGGAUAUGCUAAAACUACUUAAAGCCAUAUUCUGUUUUUAAUGCAUGUGGUUGUUUUGUAGGCUUAAGAUGUUUGCCCCCCCCGCUCUUCUUUGUAACCUCUGUGUUUACUUCCUCCAAGAGUUUACUUUAUUCUGGUGGCUUUGGUCCCAAAAGUUGGGUUUCCUCUCAAAGUUUGUGUUUUGGUCCUGGCUAGGAAUCUGGGCCUAUGAGACAUUAUCUGGACUUACUCAGUUAGUAUGGGUUAGCAUCAGGGGUGCAUUUAUUCGUCAGAGUCUGUUGCAAAAAGUUUUGCAAUGAAACCUGUUUACUGUUUGGUUCCUAGAGUAAACCGGCUAAAUGGAACAAAACGGAGAGGACUACCUGAAUUUGUACAAUAGAAACUAAUUUUCAUUGAUAUAAGUUUUACAUUUGCAACGGAAUCCGACUGAUGAAUACACUCCAGCGUUUGAACUCCUUUGUGCUGUUUGUUAAGAGUCCUCAUCACUUCUGCUGCUUUUAUACCAUUUUAACUGAAGCUUGUGGCCACAAUGACAAAUAAUGAAACUUGAUGUAGGCCUAAUCAAUGUUUUACAUCCACAUUUGACAUUACAUGCUUGAUGACUGACGGUUGCCAUAGUUGUGCACUUUCAUGUGCUCUCGUCAAAACGCUAUGAGAUCUUGUGGAGGCUUCUGGAGAUGGCAUCUAGCUAGUCAAAACGCUAUGAGAUCUUGUGGAGGCUUCUGGAGAUAGCAUCUAGCUAGUCAAAAUGCUAUGAGAUCUUGUGGAGGCUUCUGGAGAUGGCAUCUAGCUAGUCAAAACGCUAUGAGAUCUUGUGGAGGCUUCUGGAGAUGGCAUCUAGCUAGUCAAAACGCUAUGAGAUCUUGUGGAGGCUUCUGGAGAUGGCAUCUAGCUAGUCAAAACGCUAUGAGAUCUUGUGGAGGCUUCUGGAGAUGGCAUCUAGCUAGUCAAAACGCUAUGAGAUCUUGUGGAGGCUUCUGGAGAUGGCAUCUAGCUAGUCAAAACGCUAUGAGAUCUUGUGGAGGCUUCUGGAGAUAGCAUCUAGCUAGUCAAAACGCUAUGAGAUCUUGUGGAGGCUUCUGGAGAUGGCAUCAAGCUAGUCAAAACGCUAUGAGAUCUUGUGGAGGCUUCUGGAGAUAGCAUCUAGCUAGUCAAAACGCUAUGAGAUCUUGUGGAGGCUUCUGGAGAUGGCAUCUAGCUAGUCAAAACGCUAUGAGAUCUUGUGGAGGCUUCUGGAGAUAGCAUCUAGCUAACCUUAAACCCUUGGCACUGGUCAUCGUCGGUUGAUUUGUUCAAAUCCGUUAUUUCCUCAUGACAUGCUGCUGUUUGUUGAGGUGCUUGCCGUAUUCAGGACCAGUCGCUCCCCGUCUCUGUGCCACUAGAAACCAUGCAUGGGUUGUUGGUCUGUCUUGUCAGCUGUUUCCCAGGAAACUGGGAAAGGGUGGUCAAGCUGCAUUCAGUCAAACCCUACAUAAAGAACCAGGGAUUUCAAGCAACUAGUUAGUCCAUGUCCUCUUCAAGUGUUCCUUUUAAUCAGUCACAUCCGUGACCAGUAGUUGGUAUGUUUUAGCAAGUGUAGUUAAUGGAUUAGCUAAUGAUCUCUGUGUCGUGUACAGGUUUGAGAGGUGCUUGUACAACAACAAAAAAGAACAAACAUAUUUUACAAAACAUCUUUUACCAACUGACAGUAGGGUUAAUCCUUUUUAUUUUAUUUUUAAAUGCAAAAUGUUAAGGGCUUUGGCACUCCAUCCACAGUAACCCGAAAUGACCCAUAUUUCAGUUGUGUUGAUUUCAUAAAUUAUGGACCAGUAAAAUGGUGCCCUGAGUGUUCCUCUGUUCUGUACUGUCUAACACUGACCUCAACCUACAGGGCAGUGAAGGGCCUUAAAACCCUGAUUCACCCAUUCACCUUCAGAUAGACACAUUGUAGCGGGAGGCAGAUGGGAACCUUUCUUCUAAUCAUACCUGGACAUUAGAAACCCCAGCUUACUUCAUUAAUCUAGCCUAUUGUAGAAGGGGUUUGUCCACAGACAUGCUUGGUUUAGAUGUUAUUGUGGUAAGGGCCUAUCCUGUUCUCUGUGCUUCCCUGCUCAGAUAUUGGAUGGCAUUUCCUUUAUAUUAUCCUCUUGUGGUCAGGGAAAUGCUGCUCAACAACAUUGACAAGACAAAGGAGGCCUACUUAAAGAGAUCUAUUGGCCUAGUAGUUUGUCACAAAAACAGUUUUCAGAGAACUGUGGGACAAGCUUUCCCUGUUGUUGAACAAUCGGGUAACCAUUUUCUGGUCCAUUCAAUACAGCACAACUUGAAUAUUUUUCUGCUGCAAAAUCAAGUCCACCAUUCUCUUUUACAUACUUACCGAUAUAUGUAUACACAAAUGCAGUCCAUUCUGUUGCAUGUGUGUGUAUAAAACAUACAGUAUGGUUUAAUCCCUGACAUCGAAGGAUUAGAGACUUGUAUAAAUCAUCAAAAAUAAAUAAAAUGGUGCUAUUGGACCUCAUGUUGGGGCGGUCGCAGGUUUCGUGACUGGUCAUGCGGACUCAUCGAUCAUAUUCGACUUAUUAUCCUUGAUAUAUGCAGAUCUGUUCAACAGGUGUUUUUUUCCUACCAGUGUAAGUCAACACCCUGCAGGUUUGAAAGGACAAGAAGUCACUACUAAUCCCCCUCCCCCCAACUCCCUGCCUCAUGGCCUGGGGGUUAAAGGUAUAGUCUGUCGUUCAGUAGAUCGUGGCAUCAGAAGGGGACAUUCGCUCCUGGGCUGGGACAUUAAAGAGUUGGAGUAAAAGGGGUCUAUCGCCCCUCCUCUCCAGUCUCCCAUCGUAGGCCCCUUUCCCUGUCCAGCCCACGAUUGGAUGUUCCUCUUAGAAGCACACCCAUAACACUUCAUGUUUUACUCUUUUUAAAUCGUGAGUUUUUAUAGCUGUCCUGUAUCAUUUACUCAUCCGUGGAGUUGAUUAUCAGCUUAAAGGUCAUCUGACAGAAGGUUCUCACUCAACUCUGGCUCUUACAAACUCCCUCAAAGGAAGUCGUGCUUCUCAUGUAAUAUUGUCAUUCAUGUAGCCCUCUAUAACAGUGGUUUCUUUAAGCUGGACAUGAGUGUGGGUUUAGUUGGCAGGUUUUAGUGAGCCAGAUGAGUGAUUGCUGAUAUCAUCAGGAUGCUCACAUAAUUAUUGUAUUUGACUUGGACAAUUCGUUGCCAUUCAUGAAUCACUCUUCCGUAUGACCGCAAGUGUAUCAUGUAACGUAAUUUUAACAUGGAAAUGACUGAACGUAAAGGUUCAUGAAUAUCAAUAAAUCUCAGUCAAAUGUGAUGUGAUUUUCCUGGUGUCCUUCAAAAGAUUAUUCUGACUGCUAAUUUGCAGCUAGUUUAAACACACCUCUGCCCAUGGACGAGUGACAAUUGUUCAUACUGACACAACUGGGAUAACGUGUAAAGACAAUGUCAUUUGGUUCCAUUGCCCGGUUUAGCCCCUGCAUUCCUUGUAUGUGUACCGGUAUGCAUAUAUUUUUGUGGAAUACUUAAGCUCCUAUUACCUUUGUAUGUUCAACCGAACCAAAGAUGCCUCUGCCCCAUAGAGAUGUAUAGAGAUCAUAACAUGGAAGUAACCUGUUUUUGCAUGGACAUUUAGGGCUUCCUCCAUUUUAAAAUGGUCAACUGGGUGAAGAUUCCUAUGGUUUGGGAGUGAUCGACCAAUGAGCAGAGCAUUGUUUUCUUCUUCAAAUUAGUUUGUAAUUGGCUUUAAGCUAUAUGACUGCCAUUUAACGGCCACAAUAAAUUUAACACAAUUUGGUUCAAGACUCCAUCACUGCAGGUGGUAGUAAGUCACCAAUGUUAGCUUUACACUUUUUUCAAACAUCAAAAGAAGAAAAAAAUGGACUACUUUAAAAUGGAGAAAGCUUCAAUGGCACUGUGCGUGCUGUCACAGACGCCAUAAUGGCAUAGAUACAACGUAGCGAUUUCUAUACAUCUCUAUGUUCUGGCCAAGUCCAAAUGCUGCUCUUCAGGCCUGGCUUCCUGUCCUUCCAAAAAACACCCCUGCAAGAGACAAAAUGUUAUUUUCUCCCGUCUGUUUCAGAUUUUUUUAUCUGUUUUUUGUACGAUUUCUAACUUGUCUUUUGAUUUCUUUAGCAACCUCUUAUUCAAUGAAUUUCAUUGAUUAUGUCUGAAGCCUUACCCGGCAUCAAGGACAGUGAAAUUACUUGGUUGCACACAGUUUUUUUUAUUUUGUUGUCGUCACUUGUAUUUUAAUUAUUUUAAUUUUUUAAACAAAAGAAAACCCCAUAGCGUGCCUCCUAGAUGUAUGAGUUUCUGUGUUUCUUUCCUAAAGACCAGCAGUUAUACUUUAUAUAAAAGAUGAGUUUCUCCUUAUUUUUUACGCCGUUAAAGAUGAAAAAAGACCUCUUUUCUUUACUCUGGACCCAGUAGCUGCACUGGUAUACAAUCGCACUAAUAGAUAAACAAAAAAAAUACAAAUAAAUGAAUCGAUAAUAAAUUAAAUAAGAACUACAAUACACUUGUGUUUGGAACUUUUAUAAGAUUUACUAAAGUAAAAUAAAUUACUGUUUUUGUACAUCAAAAUCUAUUAUUUUCCCCAAAACUAUUUUGGAUCUAGUUUCUAAAUGAUUUGAGUUGUUUUCUAUGUUCUGAAAAUGUGUCGCUGUGCAGAGCAACUGUCUCUGCCGUGGUGGCAUGACGGGGCGCGGGGUUGCCUGGUGUAAACCCCUCACACCCACCUUUUAUUUCUUGUACUUUUCAUUUUUGGUUCUGUCUCUUUCUCUGCUUUAGUAACUUAAAUGUUGAUGGAAUAAUAUGAACUGGGGGGGAAAAAGACUCCUUUAGAGCUAGAGUCUCCUUCCUCUCCCAUUGAAUUGCUGUUAGUGUGAUGAGACUUGAAAUGGGCAUUUAUGAUAGUAUGGCUCCAAAAAAAUACAGAAAAUGAAAAA